AUGACGAAAACACGAGCCAUUUUAGCCCUCCUAGUGGGCGUGGCAACAUUAGGGGAUGUUGCCACCUUCUCAGAAAUCGACCUAUCAGAGAACGAGUCGGUUAUAAAUCCGCCAAUAGGAAUCGUUGACGAAAUUGUUGGAAAGAGACGAGUAGAGACUCCUGAAGUUGUUUUACAAUUGAAAUAUGAAAGCGGGGAACUGAAUAGGAUAUACCUUGCUCAGUUUAGAAAAGACAAAGAUUCUUGGGUCCCGUCAGUGCCGACGAGGAAUAACUUGUGCGCGGACCUUUGCCACGCAGGCCUGGGUGGAGCGACCUGUGGCCCGAGCUGCUCGGCCAUGCUGCCUGUAGGAAUCCAGAGCGCUCUCUCAGGAAUCAACGACACCGACACCGAGUAUGGAGAGCCAAGAGUGGCCGUCUGUCCCACGCUCUGCUAUUACAAUCUGGGAGAACCUUUGUGCAGUUGCAGCGCCCAGGAGCAUUCAAUUAGCGUGGACUGGAAAAGCGUGUGCGCAGUCUUCUGUAUUACUGACAGAUAUGUCGUUAGAGGCUGUCCCCCCUGCGACGAGAAUCCGACCAAGAUCCCUGUGCAGCUGGCGAUUGGAAAGUCCCGCUUGCUCGACACGAAUGACGGUUGGCAAGCCUGGUGCAACAUGCAGUGCCGGCAAGGACAUGGCGGAGCGGCCUGCAACUGUGACAAGUCUGCCUUCCAAUAGACCAGAUAAUCAAAAGAUCGACUAACAACUAAGACAACUUCUUAAAUAAAGAUAAAUAAGGCUUUUCUAAUGACGUCACUAAAAGUCAAAAGUGGCUGCUAAAUGUAACAAGUCGAUGGCCUUUCAGUUGACCAAGUGCUUUCAUUUUGCGAUGGCGGGCGCAGCAACGUGGCGGCCAUUUUGAUUAUUUGUGAUGUAGUGAGUCCAAAUAGAAUGGCCACUUCUAGCUAUAGUUUGUAACUCGUGUGUAUCGGCACUAAAGCAAAUCUAAUGUUAGAUCUUCACACACAGAACGCGGCUCGCGGUUAUCAUACAAGCUCCACCGCACGUGGAUAACUUACUAAUUAUUUUAAAAAUAAAACCGGGAUAGUCAAACACAAAUCAUCACAUUAUAACACGACCGUCUUUCGAAAUAAAAACUAGAAGAUGUUUUAAAUCUGUCAUUCUCGGACUAGUGUUCACUAUCUAAUUUCCGUGGCAAUUUUUAUUAAUUACGUAUUGGAUUUUUUAUCGUGCAACAUUAUUCAUAUUCGAGUA
Hyposmocoma kahamanoa is the source of this 1251-nucleotide messenger RNA. RefSeq lists its product as uncharacterized. The transcript is spliced from 4 exons. Lineage: Eukaryota; Metazoa; Arthropoda; Insecta; Lepidoptera; Cosmopterigidae. The coding region runs from base 1 to 714 and encodes 237 amino acids. The record is from RefSeq and is a predicted model, not a curated record.